Molecule: messenger RNA, 4407 nt
Organism: Maudiozyma saulgeensis
Lineage: Eukaryota; Fungi; Ascomycota; Saccharomycetes; Saccharomycetales; Saccharomycetaceae
Source: the annotation of a GenBank genome assembly
AUGAACAGAGACGAUAAUAGCAAUUUUGAUUAUGAAGAUGAGGAUGAUACCCAUGAUCUUCAUCAUCCUACAGAUGAUACAUAUAAUGAUUAUGGAGAUAGUGACGAUUAUCAUAUGGAUUCAUCUUCUCAUGAGGAGGAGGACGACGAUGACAACGUCGAAGAAGAAGAAGAUUUGGAUCAUGAUGAUGAAAUACAUGGAUUUUCAAAUACUCAGAAUGGUGGAGCAUUCAAUCCAAAUAGUUUCUUUCAACAAUUCGCUGAGAAUGCAGGUUCUUCAGAGAGAGGAAGGAAUUUGGAACAAAUGCUACCUGGAUUAUUUUCAAUGAUUAAUGGUGGAAGAGCUCCAAAUGGAAUGAUGAGUUCAAUGAAUAGCAGGGACUCAAGGAUAAGUAAAUUGGUAGAUAAUGUAAUCAAGGCAAACGAAGAUCCUUAUAUUGCAAUGGAAUCCUUAAAAGAACUUUCAGAAAAUAUGUUAAUGAUGAAUCAACUUGUAGUCGAUAGAGCAAUUCCAACAGAAAAAUUGAUUACCGCAUUGGUUGAUGUUUUAUCAAGUCCUUUCCUUGCUGCAGAAAUGGAAUUACAAAUGCAAGCCUGUAGAUGUCUUUAUAAUCUAUUUGAAGUUAAUCCAGAAAGUAUAUCGUUAGCAGUAGAGAAGAACAUAAUUAAAGUACUCAAAGAAAAAUUAACUGAAAUAAAUUUUAUUGAUUUGGCUGAACAAGUAUUAGAGACUUUGGAAUAUAUAUCAAGAGUUCAUGGGAAAGAUAUAUUGAAAGCAGGUGAUUUAACAUGUUAUAUUCAAUAUUAUGAUUUUUUCACUAUUCAUGCUCAAAGGAAAGCUAUCGCUAUAGUGGCAAAUGCAUGCGCAAGAGUUAAUAUUAGUGAUUUCGAUACAAUUAAAGACGCAAUGGUUGUUAUUGCGCCUAUAUUUCAAAAUGUUUCUGAUAAGAAUAUCUUAAGUAGAUUACUUAAUGCAUUAUAUGGUAUUGUUCGUGGAGUUCGUGAAACUGACAUGUUAGAACAAAUUUGUACUACAAAUAUUUUAGAACGUUUAUUAUUAUUAACUUCAAGUUCGGAUGUUUCCCUAGAUGAUAAAUUAAAUUGUUAUGAUAUUAUCACUUCAAUUGUUGCUAAUAGUAGAGUCCUUUCAAGAAAUAUCAUUGAAAAUUCAAAUAUCUCUGAAGUAAUACUUCAUUGCCUGAAUAGUUAUAGUAAGAAUAGUAACGCAGCACUUCAUGAAACUUUAAUGUUUGUUCCGAAUGAUAUUUUAGUUAGAAUAGGAAGGUUUAUAGCAUUACUUUUACCACCAGAAGAAGAUCAAAAGAUUUCUAUGGAGCAAUCGAUAUAUGAUUCAUCACUUGGUACAGACUCAACAUUAAAAUCACUGGUUGAUAAUUUGACACCAAUAUUUGUUGACAUAUAUAUGAAUUCGAUGGAUUUCCCCGUUAGAAAAUACAUAUUGAUUGCUUUAUUAAGAUUGUUAUCAUGUUUACCAAAAGACACUCUAUAUGAUAAAAAGAUCAAUACAGAAGUGAUGAGAUUAAUUGGCUCAGCUUUAGCACAAAAUAAAACACAUAUUACAGACGAUAAAAAAAUUCCAAAUGAUAUAGGAGUUCUUAUUGUGGGUGUUCUCCAAGUGAUCGCAUUGUUGAUAAAGAAAUCCAAAGAAGAUGCAAUUUCUCUUUUGAAAAGAGAAGGUAUUUCGGAAUUAAUCGAAUCAUUUUUAAGUGUAUUUGAUUCUAUUGACAAGGAUUCUUCAUUGGUCUUUGAAGAAAUCGAUAAUAAUAAUGAUGACGAUGAAGAUGAUGAAUCUUCUGACUAUGAUAGUGAACUUGAGGAUGAAGAAGGAAGUUAUUUCAAAGUACUCGGUUCUGAUUUUGACUUCCCAGAUUGUGUUAAACCAAAAAAAAUGAAAUUCACCGUAUUUAAACCCAAGUCUUCUGAUGUUUUAGUGCAAGAGGUUAUUGAUGAAUGUAAAUUCAUUCUCAAUAUUUUGAAUAAAGAAUUAUCAACUGGUUCAAGUGAAUUGAAGGAAAUCCGCCACAUAGUUGAAAAACUUGAGCAGAUGGAAGUAGAUUCUACAAAAUACAAAGAACUACUCCAAUACUGGACUGUCGUUAGAGAUUGUGUCUUUAGACCUGAUUUUACUCUUUCACCUUUCGAAUUUAUCUCAUCAGGAUUGUCAUCAGCUAUAAGUUCUAAAGUUGAAACUUUUGCUAGCACAACAAAUAAUAAUAAACGUGUACUAAUUGAAGUGUUUGGAGAAAAAUUGAUUGAUUUUAUAGAUAUUCUUCAAGCUGCUCUAACUAGAAUAGAAACUUUCGAAAUUAUUGAUUGUGGCUUGCAAGGUUCCGAGGGAGGUAUGGCAUCUUUGGGAAAACAGAUUACAAUUGAACUAAUCCCAACUAGUAUUUCAGAAGAAGAUAAGUUUACCAAGUCAUUGAAACCGACCAUGAUAUCGAUUCAAUGCAUAAGUUCGUUCAAGACAUGCUGUGAAUUUUUGAAGAGUCGUUUACUUAAUGUAAGUUUUGUAGAGUCUAUGCUUGCAAAUGAGACUGGUGGGAUCAAUUCAGAAGAGAUAAAGGCAAUAAAGGCCUUGAAUGAUUCUGAUUUUACAUUCAAGAUAGGAGAAGAUCCAAUAUCUGUAAAUGAAACAAUAUUUGGAGCCGUGUUUAAAUAUACAGAAAAAUCUCAAGAGGAUGUAAAAGAAUUGUGGACAAAACCCCAUUCUAUUAAAUUUACUGUAAACUUAAAGAAAUUAGAUAGAUUUGAAGAAUUACCGGAUGCUGAAAACAGUAGUAAUUCUAUUGAGGAGAAUAUCUCAGAUAUUGAGCACGAUAAUGAUGCACCUACUGAUGCACCUUUAGAGGAUACAAUAAUUGAAAAUGUGUAUGAACUAGAAAAACGUACUGAGAAAAAUUUAACCCCAGUGGAUCAUAUACUGUACAUUCUGAAAUUUUUAAGGGCUAAUAUGGAUAAUUCGGAUAUAUUUAUAAAUUCUAAAUUGAGUGCAAAAUUAUCCAAACAAUUGGACGAACCAUUGAUCAUCGCAAGUGGCGCAUUACCUGAUUGGACAUUAUAUUUGACGAGGGAUUUCUCAUUUUUAUUCCCAUUCGAAUCUAGGAUGUUCUUUUUAAAGUGUGUAUCAUUUGGUUAUGGUAGAUUAAUUCAAUUAUGGAAAAAUAAAGCCGAACUUGGAAAGGAUUUAUCUAGUGAUAAUCCAAUUUUACAGUUAGGCCGUAUUACAAGACACAAAUUAAGGAUUCCUAGAGAUAAAAUAUUUUUAACCGGGUUGAAAAUUUUAGAUAAAUAUGGAUCGAAUCCAAGUAUCCUUGAGAUGGAGUAUCAGGAUGAAGUAGGCACUGGUUUAGGUCCAACUUUAGAAUUUUAUGCAACAAUGUCGAAGGAUUUUUCUAGACAAUCAUUGGGUAUGUGGAGGGUUGAUAAUUAUAACUCUAAGAUAGAUGAGUCAGAUGGUGAUACCAAUCAGGAGUAUGUUACACAAUUAUUAUUCCCAAUGAGCAUUGAUCCUUUGGUUGAAAAAAGAGGUAAAAUUAAAGAACUAUUUUUUUACUUGGGUGAAUUUAUAGCAAGAUCAAUGUUGGAUAAUAGAAUCCUUGAUUUUAAUUUCAAUACGCUGUUUUUCUCAUUAACCCAUGAGUUGGUAAGAAACCAGAAGUUACCAGAUUACAUGGCAAAUGUUGAACAAUCCAUAGACAUGAUUUCUUAUAUCGAUAAACAAAUUGGUAAUUCAUUAAAAUAUAUGUAUGAGAAUAAAGCUAAUGCUGGCAAGAUUGAAGAAUUAUAUUUGACUUUUAUUGUACCUGGAACAACUAUACCUCUGAUCGACAAUGGGGAUGAAACAAGUGUGACCUCAGAAAAUAUUCUUGAAUAUAUUAAUUUGUUAAUAUCUGGAUUAAUUGGUGAUGGUAUCAAACAACAGCUACUAGCAUUCAUUGAUGGGUUUUCUAAAGUAUUUCCAUACUCUAACCUCCUAAUUUUAUCUCCUGAAGAAUUGAUUGAUAUAUUUGGUCGUGUGGAAGAAGAUUGGUCAAAGGAAACAUUAUACAGUUGUAUUGUGAGUGAUCACGGUUAUACUAUGGAUUCUACUAUUAUUCAUGAUUUAAUAUCUAUUAUGUCAUCCUUUAACCCUAAGGAUAAAAGACUAUUUACUCAGUUCUUAACUGGGUCUCCUAGGUUACCCUUUGGUGGUUUCAAAGCUUUGAAACCUAAAUUUACCGUUGUCUUGAAGCAUGCAGAGGAUGGAUUAUCCCCCGACCAAUAUCUACCUAGUGUUAUGACAUGUGCAAAUUAUUUGAAACUGCCUAAAUAUAGUAAUCAAGAAAUUAUGCGUACAAGAAUCCAACAGGCAAUUGAAGAAGGUGCUGGUGCAUUCCUCUUAUCUUAG